AUUUUUUGUUUUCAAUUUCGUGACGAAUUGUUAUAAUUUAAAACGUGUCUUUCUUUUACCUUAUUGUAAUGUUACCGAAAACACCCAAGCCUGCAUUUUGGAGAUUCAUCAAGGGUAGCGCCAAGACUCUCUUUGUGGUGGAAGCGGUUUGUUUUGCGGCCAGCUACGGCGUCUAUUACCGCAUGAACACGAAUCGAGAAUUCCGUCAGCAUAUACACGAGAACUAUCCCUUUGUGCUUGAUUACUACUACAAAAUCGGCGAGAUCCUCGGCGAAAAUCAGGCCCGUCAGUCGGACGCCCAUUACUGGAGCGCCUUGAAGAAGAGCGAGUAAACCAUGUUUGGCAAUCCGUAUUUAAAGUCCCUGUUCUGGCUUGUAUCCUUCGGUGGCAUUGGUUAUGGCCUGAUGCGGCUGACCGAGCCAAAUGCCGAUAAAAUUGAUCG
Drosophila subobscura is the source of this 442-nucleotide messenger RNA. RefSeq names its product protein CEBPZOS. The coding region runs from base 69 to 332 and encodes 87 amino acids. NCBI's taxonomy places the organism in Eukaryota, Metazoa, Arthropoda, Insecta, Diptera, Drosophilidae. The record is from RefSeq and is a predicted model, not a curated record. The transcript is spliced from 2 exons.